AUGUCAUUGGAGGAUAUCAAAUCGAAAAUUCGACGCUAUCCAAGGCUUCUGGGUGGAGUUGGCAUUUUGACCACUGCCGGCAUUAUCCUUUACGAACUACCGCAGAUCAAAAAAUUCUUUGCCCAUUAUGUUGAGAAGAAGUCACCCGAAGCGGACAAACGUCGCACCGAAUAUAUCUACAUUAAAUAUCACAUCUACCGCGAGUCUAUGCGAAAGCUCAAACAAAAGCAAGAGGACGAAAAGAAAUGGAUAAAUGUCAUAAUCAAUCCCAUUGGGAAAUGGUGGAAGGCAGCUAAGCACUCAGUGGCAUGGCGCCUUUUGAAUAUUGCACAGAAUGGCAGUCAACCUGAGAGGCUAAAAGCAGUACAGCAACUCGUCUGCAUGGAUCAUUUAAAGGACUGGGACUUUCGCCACCUGGCUCAGAUUUGCGAUGCAAGAACUGCCGUCUCUUUAGCGCGAUGUGGGGCCGAUGUGCGUUGGUUUAUGCCCAUCCAUAUGCGGGGCUGUAUCAAGAACCCUAAGAUGUUACUAUCCGAUCUACAUGUUAUGCUGGCGCGCCUUCGUCCCAUGCCGUGCGUAGAUCACUUCUUUAGUAAAUACUUUCCGGAACAAGAUUCCAUUGAAGACAUACACGAGUUCUUUACACACGAGCAAACCAUUUCGCUCUCAACACAAGAUACAGACUUGUUGAAGGAAAUUAUAUCGUUUCUCCAUCAUAUUACCAAAGACCCAAAAGUGUCGGCCCAUAUUAUACGCGAUGGUGGGCUCAUACAUUUGAUGGAGCUUCGUAAAAUAUUCGCUGACGAUAAUGAAACCUUGUCCACACUGUGCAAAGUUUUAGCCAAUAUGUCUGUGGUACCGGAUGCUGUCGAACACUUUUUUGUUUCGGGCUGGGUGGGUGCUUUGGCUGAAUGGCAGCAAUGUCCUGAUUUGCGUUUGCAAGUGGUCUCAGCUAAGGCGAUGGCAAAUCUGGAUCACGACGAUCCGAAUCAGAGUAUCUACCCGCCAAACGUAUUUCCACUGCAUCCCCGAAUUCGUACACGUAGGAAGCCCAAAGCUGAUAUUGUAUUUGUACAUGGUUUGCUGGGCGGUGUGUUCAUAACGUGGCGCCAAAGAGAUCGCAAACGUAGCACAGAACUGGGUCUCUAUGGCAAAAACGCAUUCUACACCAGUGAAGCAGACGAUGUAUUUCUGGUGGGUGAACAGAAGCGUUCCAAUGGCAAGCAACAGGCUAAGCAAUCAGGCGAUUCAGUUGACGAGCGGACAAAGAUUAACGCUAACAAUAACAAGGCGGAGACAAUAAAUGACCCCAUAUUAAUGACCAGUAAAAAGGUUGAAAAACCGCAGCUUAACAUUAGUGAUGCGGCCACUAAAGAGUUUGUGGAGACCUUGCGCAAUGAAGCGGAACUGGACUCGGACUGGGAGGUUGUCCACCCGGAUGUGCCAUUAAAUGCCAACGACGAAUGCUGUGGUAUGUUUAGCGUGCCUGGCAACGAAUGGUGCAAUCAGGACGGCAGUCAGGAAUACACAAAUUGUUGGCCCAUGGAAUGGUUGCCUGAUGAUUAUCCAGACUCAAGAAUAAUUGGCAUUGACUACACUUCAGCCGUUACCGAGUGGUCGGCAAAUUUUACCAAAUACUGCCCCUGUGAAAAGGGCCAGGGCCAUAUCGAUGUGCGGGCGGGCACAUUGCUGGAGCGAAUCGCAGCCGCAGAUGUCGGAAAUAACCGCUCAGUUGUUUGGAUUGGACAUUCCAUGGGCGGGCUACUCACAAAAUUGAUCUUGCUGAAAUCUCUGGAUGAUCCAGACCCCAAAGUGCAACAAAUUGCAAAGAACACGACCGGAAUUGUGUUUCUGGGCACUCCACAUCGCGGCUCUCCGAUUGCAAAGUGGAAACAGCAUAUGCAAAUGAUCCUUUCACCCUCCAUUGAGGUCAAAGAAAUGGAGGAGAACUCACCAAAGCUGCUGGAGAUGCACAGACGAUUCAUGGGUUGCCUGCACACAUGUUUGCGGCACGUGAAGGUGUGCAGCAUUGCCGAGGGAUCGCCCACCAUGCUGACCACGUUCAAGUUUCCACUGCGCAUUGUUACCGAGGAGUCGUCACGGAUUGACUUUGGAGAUUUCUAUUUGCUUAAAGAUGAUCAUCUUAGCUUGUCGAAGCCCAUUUUUCGGCAAUCGUUUCUCUACCAGCGCCUUCUGCACGUUAUCCAGGAGGCGGUGAAGGACCGCGACCAACCCAAAGAUCAGGACGAACUUUCUAAUGCGCAACCAGAUAUUUUGCUGAUCAACAUUAUCGCUGCCGUCAUCAAAAGCACCAAAGGUCUGUUCGAAUACUUGCCUCGCGUGGCUGUGCGCUUUACAACUUAACAGGGCAGAGAAAGGGAUACGGCAGAAGUAAACGUGCCUUUAUCUUAAUGACUUUGCAUUCGAAAAGAAUCCUCUAGUUUUUAAGUGAAUUAAUUCGAAAGUCUUUUUGUAGGGCCGAAUAAGUACUUAAAACUAAUGAUUGUAUAUAAAAGAGUGCAGUAUUCAUAUUCAUGCAUGAAUCUAAUUUAUUUGCAUAAACUUAAGCCUUAUUAUUAAUAAACUUUUCAAUAUUUCUACAAA
Molecule: messenger RNA, 2604 nt
Organism: Scaptodrosophila lebanonensis
Lineage: Eukaryota; Metazoa; Arthropoda; Insecta; Diptera; Drosophilidae
Product: protein SERAC1
Exons: 6
Coding region: 1-2364 (787 amino acids)
Molecular function (GO): hydrolase activity, acting on ester bonds
Source: RefSeq, a predicted model, not a curated record